Molecule: messenger RNA, 522 nt
Organism: Lathyrus oleraceus (garden pea)
Lineage: Eukaryota; Viridiplantae; Streptophyta; Magnoliopsida; Fabales; Fabaceae
Exons: 2
Coding region: 1-522 (173 amino acids)
Source: RefSeq, a predicted model, not a curated record
AUGAAGCAGCUUAAUAUCACUAUACCAUUCACAGAAGCCAUUACACAAAUGCCUUCAUAUUCUAAAUUCCUUAAAGAAAUCUUAUCUAAUAAGAAAAAGCUUGAGGAUAACGGAACUGUUAUGCUUACUGCUGAGUGUAUGCUAGAGAACAUUCUCGUUCGUAUAGGUCAAUUCUAUAUUCCCACCGACUUUGUAAUAAUGGAUAUAAAAGAGGAUUCCCACAUCCCUAUUAUUUUAGGAAGACCCUUUUUAGCCACAGCUGGAGCCAUCAUAGAUGUCAAGAAAGGAAAGCUAACUUCCAAAGUUGGGGAAGAAAAAUUUGAAUUUAUUUUAGCUCAAUUCUUACAGGCGCCAGCUAUGGAAGAUUCAUGUUGUCUCUUAGACGUCAUCGACGAAUGUGUGAAAGAAAUAGAGAGGGAACCAUCUAAGUAUACUGAAGUACUAAAGAUUCCAGCGCCUCCUAUAUUCGAACAUGAUAAUUGGCAUGAGCCAUACGUAGAUGACAGUCUAAGGGAAUUCUAG